AGCUCGCUGCCGCCACGACGUGCUGACGUCAGCUUCUGUACGUCGCUGCUGGCUCGCUGUGGAGAACGCGCUGACGUCAGCAGCUGUGCGUCGCUGCUGGGUCGCUGUGGAGGAAUGUGCAGAAACUUCUUCCCCAACACUUUUCUUUCUGCGCUGUUCGUCGAAGACAAAAAAAAACACUCAGAAAGAGGAAAAAAACAGCAGGAAAGUUUGAUAAAGUUUGGAUCGGAGGAGCCGCUUUUUGUCCCGCGGAGGUGAAGCGUUGAACGUCGACAUGGCCGCUCAGACGGUGUUCCCCGUGGAGAUGUUUCCUGUGGGAGUUUCCCUGAUGGAGGACGGUCAGACCCUCAGCGACAUGCCCAGGAACACGCUGCCCGCCCCUCAGCUGGUGAUGCUGGCCAACGUGGCGGCGGCGGAGGGCUGCGGUGGCGGCGGCGGCGGCGGCUGUGGCGACGGCAGCGGCAGCGCGGCGGACGAGAAGGAGAUGAUGGAGCUGAAGACGGUGGGAUGCAACUACUCGGACAGCGAGGACGAGAGCAUCAUCAGGUACAGCUACGACAACCAGAACCACCGAGAGGUGUGCAUCAUCGAGUACCCCGAGUCUCCGGGCCCGGGCAUCGUCGCCGUGGUCGUAGGAAACGACACAGAGGAGGACGAGGAGGAUGAGGACGACGGGGACAAAGCUGAAGACCUGUCGCGGCGCUCUCAGCCCCGCCCCUCAGCCGGCGGCGGCGGCGCGCCUCCGGCGGGCACCAAACGCAAAGACGGCCCUGCGGCGACGGCGACGGCGACGGCGGCGGCGGAGGGGGCGAAGAAGAAGAAGCCGUUCCACUGUAAACCCUGUCACUUCCAGGCGCAGAACGAGCAGGAGUUUGUGGAGCACCUGAGCACCCACGCCGUUAGCAAGAUGAUGGUGGUGAACCGGGUGGAGGGACGCAGCAAGGCCAAGGCCAAGGAGGCGGAGACACCGGAGUCACGGGCGCCAUCGGGUGGGGAGGCGGAGAGCGGCGGGGAGGCGGCAGCCGCCGGCGGCGACAGCAAAGGGCUGAUCCGCUGUGAACGGUGCGGAUACAACACCAACCGCUAUGACCAUUACAUCGCUCACCUGAAGCACCACAGCAAGGAGGGCGAGGACCACAGGGUGUUCAAGUGCACUCUGUGUCCGUACACCACCGUCAGCCAGUAUCACUGGAGGAAACACCUGAGGAACCAUUUCCCCAGCAAACUGCACACCUGCAGCCAGUGUUCCUACUUCUCCGACCGCAAGAGCAACUACAUCCAACACAUCCGCACACACACAGGUGUGCGUCCGUUCCAGUGUCCGUACUGCGACUACUCCAGUUCCCAGAAGACUCACCUGACCAGACACAUGAGGACUCACUCCGGUGAGCGACCCUUCAAGUGUGAGAGCUGUAACUACCUGGCAGCCAAUCAGCAUGAGGUGACCCGCCACGCCCGGCAGGUGCACAACGGGCCCAAACCUCUGGCCUGCCCGUACUGCGAGUACAAGACCGCCGACCGCAGCAACUUCAAGAAGCACGUCGAGCUGCACCUGAACCCUCGCCAGUUCCUCUGCCCGCUCUGCAAGUACGCCGCCUCCAAGAAAUGCAACCUGCAGUACCACAUCAAGUCCAGGCACUCCGGCUGCAAGGUCCCCGUGGACGUCUCCAAGGUCAAACUGCGCGUCAAGAAACCCGGCGCCGAUGACACCUCCAGAGCCAGCAAGUUUGAAAAUUCAUCCAGCGUCGAGGAGGACUUCGACGUUGACGAAGACGAGGAACUGGAUCCCAUCGAUAAACAAUCGAGUCCCAUCAAUCUGUCGAUCAAGAAGAGCAGCAAGCCCAGCGUCGCCCAACCGGUGCAGAGCGAAACACCUGACAAGGUUCAGAAGAAAGCUAACGAGAAAGCUAGCUCUGAGAAAGACAAACUACCAAAGACCAAGGACAAGAUGGAGCCGGAGAAAAAGGUCUCAACGAGGCAAAAGAAGAUGGAGAAGAUCAACGAGAAUCCUGUAGAGAGCACAGGAACUCAGACGGAGGCCGUACCGGCUGCUGCGAACGCUGACAGCAAGGUGAAGAGACGAGUCAAGAAGCCGCCGGUGGAGAAAACUGCUGUCCAAGACCAGGCAGAAGUAACUGAACCUGAAAAAGACCAGAAGGAGACGGAGAAGUCUGACCAACAGAGAGCUGUGGAAGAAAGAGCCGUGAGGCACAAAGUGGAGAAAGAGGAAGAAAAGAGGCCUGAGAAGGAGAAAGAACAGCUGAAGACUGAGAGCAGCGGAAAGGACAACAAAAGCCUCAACAAGCCGAGGAAGUCUGGAUCAAAGAAGUCAGAGAAAAGUGCAGAAAGUGCCGAAGCAGCUCCGCAGAAACCAGACAGUCCUGAGAAAAAGGAAAAGUCGGUCAAAGAAAAGGCAGCAAAGAGGAAAGCUGUGGAGGCUUUAGAUCUUUCCAAAAAGUCCUCGUCUGAGACGCCCACCAAGACCAGGCGGCUGAAAGCCACAACUGCCGAGAAGCUGCAGUCGAAAUCUGUGUCAGAGGACGUUAACAAGACAAAUGAUGCCACUCCGACACAACACAAGUCCACCACCACAAAGCAGAAGAAGACCAGGAACUCCAACCAGAAAGCCACAGGACUCCAACAAACGGCUAAAGACAAGACGUCCCCCGUUAACAUUCAAACAUCCGCUCAGCUGCACGACCCGACGCCCGACCCCCCGCAGGACGCCGCUCCCAUGGAAGAAACGCCUCCAUCGGUGCCGGAGAAGACUCUGGACAAACCCUCAGAGAAGAUGGAAGUUUCUCCCGCCGGCAGCUCAGUCGAGGACACGCCUGCUCCCGCUGAGGGCCGCCCCGCCCCCACCUUCGCUAAACCCACAUCACCGCCCUCUCUGCUGCUUCCGAGCCAACGCAGCAAACCCGCCGACCCAGAGGACGACGAGGGCAUCCACAGCAGCCACGAAGGAGGAAGCGACAUCAGUGACAGUGCCUCUGAGGGCAGCGACGACUCCGGCCUCAACGGUAACGGCGGCGUCGGGUCGGGGAAGAUGGCGAACGACCCCGAAACGCCCACGGACGAAAUUCCAACACCGACUGAGCUCAAGAGUCACAUGUGCAUCUUCUGCGACCGCACGUUCCCUUUGGAGGUGGAGUACCGCCGCCACCUGAACCGCCACCUCGUCAACGUCUACUACAUGGACAACACCGCUAAGGGACAGAAAUGAGGAUCCGUAUCCAUGGCAACGCACUCCGUAUGAACUUCUUGUUUGAAGCUUUUUUCCCCCUUGAAGCAGAAACUUUAAAUUCAGGCUCUCGGCGCUGAAAACAAGCCGAGACGUCGGGAAGAAAACCAGAGAAUGAUCAGCUGUCUGAACGUCGGUUCUUCAGUAUAAAAGUUUGAUUCUGUAUCUUCUGAACACGGUUACAUCGACUCACUGUAUGUCUCAUCAUUAGAGGUCCAAACACCCCCUUCAUGAAAUAUAUGAAACCCACUCUUACAAACUCGCCUCUGGUUGUCGACUCGGAGAGACCAAACAUUUGUUUAAAGUCAGCUACAGAUUUUAUUGUACUUUGUUUUCAGCUGCGUGAUUUAGAUCUUUGUUUGCACACUUACUGUUGGAAAAACAUUUAAUCUCACCAACAGACUCUCAAAACGUCACCAAACCUGUUAUGUCUGUCCGUAUAAAUCCGGUGCUAAUCCAACCAGGGCUGGCGCUGCAACAGAUUCAGUCCGUCACACGUUACAUGGUGACAGUUUUGGUAUCAGCUCACCAACAUGUUCAUGUGUCACCAGAUCUAACAUCGUUCUACCAGAUUUGGUGAAACUGUGAUAAAGCUUCAGCUGUAGUUUUAAAUGAGAUCUAUAAGACAUCAGUUUGUUACCAGUGUGAUGCUGGACGUUGAGAACCGGCUUCAGGUCGCAGCACCUUUUGGUUCCCAGAACACCUGCAGGUCCAGUUCCUGCGGUUGAACCUGCUGCCGGGAACGAGUCGCCUCCCAAAGGACUCGUUAUGUGAGUCUGUUGCUUUGCAUAUGUGUGAACAUGCAGACGUGUAGCUGCAUCAUGUUUAUCAUUUGCAGCUUCAUUAGUUAAACAUCAGAUUCAUUUCCGAAGGGACGUUUUCUGGAACCGCAGCAGAACAUUCUGGUUGAAACGCUGCGUCCGUGACGACUUCCUGUCUGUUUAACUGCAUCAUCACAUUACAGUCGGGUUUCUACUCGGGAUUCAUUCAACAUUUCACUUUGUAAGAUAUUAAAUGUCGGUUGAGUUUGUCCAAAUAUUAUUUUCUAUAAGUUGUUUUGCCAUUUUUAAAAACUUCAGUGCCUUUGACAAUCAAUUUUGUGUACAGAAAUACUUUUUUUUUUAGCUCUUUUUUGUCCCGUUUCUCUUUUUACGUGCAACAAGUUAUUCUGAUGUUUUUUGUUUCGGACGGUUAAACUCUGCAGUUUGUCUCUGAAAGAUAUUUUCUCUACAGUCCAAAGAGACGACGCGUUUUACUUUCUGUACACUUGUGAAUAUCUGUUAACUGUCACAUAACACACGUAACAAACCUGCUUCCUGAGUUGUGAUUGGUCGAGCAGGAUUACAGGUUAAUGUAGAAACGUCACAACAUAUCUUCAUAGUUCAGGACGGUUUAUUCUUCAUUUAUAAAUCUGCAUUAGUCUCAUUUUGGUGGCCUGUGAUGAAUAAAAAAUGAAACUAACAUCAUCAGUUUGAGUCUAAACUUGCUGUAAAAUCUGAAUAAUCAGCAGCUCGUUUCCUUCGGAGUAAUUCUGUGCAAUAUUCCUUUUUUUUAGUUGAGAAGCCAAAGUGAACGAGAGUCUCGUGUUUGUGUUUUUUUUCUUUUUGCUGUAUAGAAACUUUAAUAUCCUUCACUUCUGAUCUGAGGACAGUUAUCAGCAGGAAAUAAAGAGCCAGACAGACGACGGCCGAGUGUUUCCUUCUGUUUGUUCUGGUGUCACUGUGAUCAACCUGCUUCUACUAAAAACACAAAGUAAACGUUAAAAGGACGACGCUGGUGUGUGUUUGAUCUUUUCAUUUACUAUAAAAAUUCCCCUGAAGAGACAAAAUCAUAUCUGAUGAAGAUGAAGAUGCCACAAAGAUCCGGCACAACUUUGUACAUUUUUAAAUAAAGUUGUUCAGAGUGACGCUGCUGAGUUUAAUGACUAAACUGAACUUUUUCAUCCUUCAUGUUGUUUCCUCCGAAUAGAGAAAAUGAACCUUCAGCUGUGAUGAAUUCAUCAGUUUCACUGCAGGAUAUAAAACAGUCUGAAGAUAAAAUCACAUCAUCUUUGUCCUUUAAGGUUUCCUGUAACUCACUUCAUUGAUCAUCAGAUUAGAUUUCAAUGAUUAUCAUAUUUCUCCUGAGUAUAAACGUCAUGUGUUCACUGUAUGUUCAGACAUAUAAACUAACAGCAGCUGUGAUUCCAUCUACAGGAGGCAAAUUUAACCUGUAUGAUACUUUUUUAAAUAAAAGAUUUUCAAGCUGA
Molecule: messenger RNA, 5489 nt
Organism: Thunnus maccoyii (southern bluefin tuna)
Lineage: Eukaryota; Metazoa; Chordata; Actinopteri; Scombriformes; Scombridae
Gene: rest
Product: RE1-silencing transcription factor
Exons: 6
Coding region: 275-3223 (982 amino acids)
Biological process (GO): regulation of gene expression
Cellular component (GO): nucleus
Source: RefSeq, a predicted model, not a curated record